CCAAGAUGGCGGCCAGGCUAAUUAUGUUUUGAUGUCAGAAUGGGGAAGCUCACGUAACUCUGGUGUCUUUGCAGUGACUUUACAUGGCUUGGACUUAUUUGAACUGGAAGAUGUGGAGUGGGCUGUUACCUCCAGGACUGAAUGAAAGUGAUGUUGACUUAAGUUCUGAUGAUGGAAACGAAGCCCAUGGUUCCCUUUCGAAGGAAGAUGCAAAUGAAGAUGUUGAAAGGGUUCGGCUUCCUGAAUUGCAGGAGAAUGGACUUGAAACUAAUGCCAUCAGUGAACCUGUUGUGAUAUCAGUGACAGAUGGAGAAAACAAAUCUCAACCAUGCCCUUCUGGAGUUCCUUUAAAUAUGUGGAAUAAAUUUCUGGAGCUUCAGGAGAAGAACCGUGAAAUGAAAACCCAAGCAAAACAGGAAAACAAAGGCCGAAAAAGAAAGCGCCGGAGAAAAGAAAAACAGAAAAAGAAUGAGGAAGUGACCAAGAGUAGUCAACAGUUGGUAAAUGAAGACAAGUGGAAAGAACUUACACAAUACUUUGGAAUCAAUGAUAGAUUUGAAUCACCUGUGGAUAGCAGGGCUCCACAAAAGUCUGGCCUUGAACUUAGCAUAGAGAAGUCUGUGGCUGAAGGUGACAUUGAUAAGGCCGAGGAGCUGAGCGAUAGAUUAGCCACUCGUGAGCUUGGUGUGAAAAUUGCCAAAGCUGCUGCUUGCCGCAACUUUGUAAAAGCCAAGCAAGAAGCAGAGGCUGCCCAAGAAGCUCAAAAGAAAAAGAAGCUUGCUUGGGGAUUUGAAGCUAAGAAAAGAUGGGAAACAAAAAGCAACAUGGGAUACAUGUAAUCCAUUUUUCCAGUCAUAUACCUGUUUUUACUCGAAGAAUCUUUGUGGGUGACUUCUGAAGUAUAAACACAACCCCCAAACCAAAACCCAAUGCAUCAAAUUCCUUGUGUUUCUCUUAAUGCUGUUAAACCACACUAUCUUGUUUUGGCACUCUCUUUUAAUGUAGCAAAAAUGCUAUCUAAGUAUCAAUAUUAUGUUAAAUACAGUAUUUUCCCUCCAAAUAUGAAAACCUAAGAUAAUGCAUUGCAGAAUGCAUUUGGAAUCUGGUGGAGAACUGUCUAUAAAGUUGGAAUACAAUACUUGGUCCAAAUGUGUUCUGUGCUGCACUGCAGUUACAAUAUGUGAGUAUAAGGGGAGGGAUAAGUUUUCCUGCUGAGGUUGUACAGACUUAAUGCAGUAAGUACUAUUUUUCUGAUAGCUUGAAAGUUUGGGGGGGGGCACUCAAUAAAGAAAAGCAAAACCACCUUAUUUGUUUUAAGCCUUUAUUAUUUAUGAGCUUAAUAAAUAUAAACAGGAAAACACUGGCUGGAAAAAGUCCAUCCUCCCUCUCCUGGAAGAGUCUGGUACUGUUGCUCAUGUCCUGGUGCCAUGUUCUUCAGAAAACCUAAAAUUCCCAUUCCUUUCCUUCUCAAGAACUCAAGUUUUAAAAGUCCCAGUUUCUUAGAACAGAUAAAGUAUUGAAAUAAUGUAUCUUGAAAAAUAGCUGAAAUACAUUGUGUUGUGCAGUUAGCAGCACCCAGGAAACAAAUGCAGAUUUCACUCCAAGUCAGAUGUUUUAUGGAUCAAUUAGGAUUUUAAUGUUUAUGGUAUAAUCUUAUCACAGGAAUUGAUGAUAAUGUUUCUUCAGAAUUGUUCUCAGUGAAAAGUAAGGACACAUUCAGAACUAAUAACUUUUCUCCCUGAAGCUCUUGCAUAUAUGUUUAGUCACCACAAUGCCUGAAUUGAAUUGGUAAUGUAAAUGUCAGUUAUUGUUAACCAAGAUUAAUACGUUUCAGGCCAAAGGUAUGGUAUUAGCGUAAUGGUGAUUUACUAUGUAAGUACUUGAGGCUAAAACAACUUGCCAACAAAUAGCAAUUUGAAGUUUUACAGCACUAAUUCGAAGAGUUUAGGUUUGCAGUCCAACAUGGAAUAGUGCAUUUUUGUUCAUUAGCCCUCAGGUUGUUUGAUUCUUUUUCUUUUUUUUAGCAGAACAUCAUAUUUCUUUCAUAAAGAUGAGAGUUUGCAAUAUGGUAAUCUGCAGUUAGCUGUAAUUAGUUAUGAUGACAGAGUUGAAUACAAUUGCCAGGAUUGUAAAUCAGGGGCUAAACAGGUUUCUGCAAUAUAACAUCAUAAAUCUCACACUAUGGCUUACAAACUACAUUAGCUUUAGAAACUUUGGUGUUGAAGAAAGCAAGUGAUACCUCUGAGUAAAGUGAUUAUAAAGGUAAAUUGCAUGUUUACUUAUGUAAACAAACAAAUUACACCAUGUACCUUCAUCAAGAUUUUUCUCAUUUCUAAAUGUUUCUGUCCAAAACUUAGACAAUAUCCAGAAUGUCUGUUAUUUUUUCAUGUACCUGGCAGAUAAGUGUUGGAUACAGUUGAUUUUUCUGCUUGUUAUGUACUGAAAAGCAGAAUGAUGCUGUUAACUGUGCUGAAAACAUCAGCAGUAUUCCCUUAAACAUUUAGAAGUAACAUAUUAAAGAAAUGCUCUGUUUUCUUGUAAUAGCUGCUUUAAAUAGUAACAGUGUGUAUUAGUCAAAGAUCUUGAUCUAAUUAUAAGGAUCAGUGCUGUUUGAUAGGAGAAUGUGCUCUAAAAGAAAUCCAAAUUGUCAAAACCCAGCUAUCUGAGAACUUGCCACACUGUCACAGCAGUGCAUACUGGCCACCUGUAGUAUUUUUCAUUUCGAAUGACUAUAAUUAGUUUUAUGUUAGGCCAUUAAUAAUGUAACUAUUUAGGAAGUAUGCAGAAUAUUUGCAUUGGGUUACUUGUGUGAUGAAUUUAAAAAUUACCAAAUUUCAAGUAUUUUGAUCUAAAGUAUUUGCUUAGAAUAUUGGUUAAUUGAUAAAGCUAUACAGUGUUAAAAAAAAAUCCUGAUUAACAGUGAAAAUACCAAAGCCUAACACAGCUUUAUAGAGUUCAUCUAAAUACAUAAUAAAUAAAUGAAUGCAUAACUGUACCUUUAAUAAACAUCACCUAAAUUGCUUCUCUGAUUCUAAGAUGUCUUGCAUUCCUGACGCUUUUUUUUUUGUAAUUUUGCUCUGUGCUGUGAAUUUUGGCCAACUAAGUAAAACUGUUCUGAGAUUUCACUUUUCUUUGUUUUUAACAGAACAAUCCAAAUGCUGUUUUCAGUUAACUGAAACCUUUUUAAUCAGCUUAAAUAUAAAAACUUUUACAAUGAACUAAAUUUGAGAUGUAAUAAUAAUUCUUUUAGCAAAUAAAAAGUUUGUACUAUCUUC
Falco peregrinus (peregrine falcon) is the source of this 3275-nucleotide messenger RNA. RefSeq names its product family with sequence similarity 204 member A (gene FAM204A). The transcript has 8 exons. NCBI's taxonomy places the organism in Eukaryota, Metazoa, Chordata, Aves, Falconiformes, Falconidae. Bases 84 to 839 code for a protein of 251 amino acids. The record is from RefSeq and is a predicted model, not a curated record.